Radiomyces spectabilis is the source of this 1242-nucleotide messenger RNA. RefSeq lists its product as uncharacterized. Gene Ontology annotation, cellular component: endoplasmic reticulum. The record is from RefSeq and is a predicted model, not a curated record. Bases 1 to 1242 code for a protein of 413 amino acids. Lineage: Eukaryota; Fungi; Mucoromycota; Mucoromycetes; Mucorales; Radiomycetaceae. Gene Ontology annotation, molecular function: protein disulfide isomerase activity. The transcript has 6 exons.
AUGUUCGUCCGACUGAAUGUGCUGUGGAUUCUAGGCCUUACUUUCCAGCUGCUGAUUGCUUGUUAUGCAACGGUGUCAGCUCGUUCGGUGCCUAUCAGUGAAAACGACUUGACCCACAUUGAAGCGCAUCCCGAAGAAUUUUGGUUUGUUAAGUUUUAUGCGCCAUGGUGUGGUCAUUGUAAGAAACUGGAGCCUAUUUGGAACGACUUGUCCGAAAAGAUGGAAGGCACUAUUCGUUUGGCGGAAGUCAACUGUGAAGACCAUCGUGCGAUGUGUAGCACCCACAAAAUCACCGGUUUGCCUACACUGAGACUGUACGCUCACGGAUCAAAUUAUGAUUAUCGUGGCCCACGUUCCCUUGAUGAUCUUGAGAAUUAUGCGCACAAAAUGACCGAGCCUCCCGUGAAAGCCGUGUCGCAUGAUGAAUUGAUGAAUCGAUUCGAAAAGGAGAAUAUUGUGUUUGCUUUGGUUCACCGAGAAAACCAAGACGAAAAGGUUCAAGAGCUUGUCUCCCAAAUCGCUCCUCGAUUCCUCGAUCAUAUUACAUUCUAUACAACCACCGACGCAAAGACCAGAACCUCCUUAGGGUUAUCGUCCGUGGAUCUUCCAGUGGCAGUGAUCGUCAACCAAAAGGAUCAGCUGCAAAUCGUAUACCCGCAUGACUUGUCCGACAAAGACGCUUUAUCUUUGUGGAUCGAUCAACACAAGUAUGGCCUGGUCACGGAACUGACGGCUGCGAAUUCCAAUGAGAUUCUGCAAAGUGAUCGUUUGGUGGCGGUGGGUGUGAUGCAUCCCGAAGAUACGUCGUCUCAAGCAAAAUUCCAUGACAUGGCUUAUCAGGCCCACAAAGCCUCUUUACCGGUAUCCAUGUUUGCCCAAUUGGACAGCGUGCGUUGGUCGACUUAUGCUCAGAAAGCUUACGGAUUGUCCGGAUCCAAAAUCCCCGGCAUUGUGAUUGUGGAUCACGCGCAUAAACAGUACUUUAAUGGCGAUGCCCAGGGAAAUCCAUUUUCCCUUGAUCAUCCGGAAGCCGUGGUAAAGAGUUUGGAGAACAUCUCUGCCUUGCAAGGGGUGCCUAUGGCGACGCCUUCUUCUCCAAGUAUGGUGCAUAAAAUCCUGACAUUUAUUGGUGAUCAUUGGCUUCUUUGUAGCGGAGUGGUAUUGGCCAUGUUUGGCGUGUUGUUCAUGCUCGUGACAAUGGACUCGCCCUCGCCCGAGGCUACAUCUAAGAAAACAGAGUAA